Molecule: messenger RNA, 2144 nt
Organism: Penaeus indicus
Lineage: Eukaryota; Metazoa; Arthropoda; Malacostraca; Decapoda; Penaeidae
Product: E3 ubiquitin-protein ligase TRIM9-like
Exons: 12
Coding region: 1-1587 (528 amino acids)
Biological process (GO): axon guidance
Cellular component (GO): neuron projection
Molecular function (GO): protein binding
Source: RefSeq, a predicted model, not a curated record
AUGUAUGGCGCGGACGGCCGCUCCUCGGCGGGCGUCGCUGGCCCCCGCGCACCCCCGAGGGUCAUGCUGGUAGUGAUUAAGAUCAUCGAGAUUAUGUCACACGAGGCCCUGAGCUGGCAGCCAUUACCGGUCGUGUCGCGGGGACCAAAGUCUAUGUUGAGACUCCUCGAGGCCGCAUCCAAGGAGCCUAUUGAAUGCAGCUCUGGAGUGCCGGCGGGAGAGGCAGCGGGACACGGACUCUGCGUAGGAAAGUUUGAAGUUUCACAAGAGGGCCAGCCAAAUACAAUGGAUGCCGAGUUGUCCGAAUCCUUGCAGCAGCUUUCCGGGAGAGCGAAGUCAGCCCACGCCCACAUCACCAAUCUCAAGACGUUUCAAGACAGAGUCAAUGCUCACUGCGACGCUCUGGCGGCGGAGGUGGAGCGCCAGUGCGCGGAGCUGAUGGAGGCCGUGAGCGCAGCCAGGACCCGCCUCCUCGCACAGCUUGCAGCCGAGAGAGAAUCUGCAACCAAAGUUUAUAGAGACCAGGCUGCCGGUUGCACGCGGCGUCUGCACCAAACAACGGCAUUGGUCCAGUUUUGCAUCGAAGCCAUCAAGGAACCCGAUCCCGCCGCCUUCAUGCAGAUGGGACCGCAGCUGAUCGGGCGGGUGAGUGACCUCGACCUCACGUGGGACAAGGAGCUGGCCUCGUCCUCCACGCGUCUCAGUCCUUACAUCGACCUUGACAUCGAGCACAAGAACGCCCUCAGAGCUGUCAACGCCUUCAAUUUCGUCCAGAUGAAACCUCCCGGCACCCCUGAGUUCCUGGUGGAGGAGUGUGUGGGGGAAAACAAUAGCGUUACCGCAACGUGGAUGCCGCACCCGACCAGCAGGGUGGCCGGAUAUGUGCUCGAGAUUGACGACGGGGAUGGAGACUUCAAGGAGGUCCACCGCGGGCCGGAGACCGUGUGCACCGUCGAGGGCUUGCAUUUCAACACAGUGUACCACCUCCGCGUCAGAGCCUACAACAUUUCGGGCGUCUCACCCGUCUCCAGUCCCGUGCCAAUAAGAACUUCGGCGACCGCCUGGUUUUCCCUGGACCGCACGCUCUCUCACCCGGAAUGCCGGCUGAUCGCGGGCGGCGCGGGCGUGACGUGUGAGAGCUACGAACACCGCGUGGCCCUCGCCUCCGUCGGCUUCUCACGCGGGCGGCACUACUGGCAGUUCACGGUGGAUUCCUACGAUGCCAAUGCCGAUGUGGUGUUCGGGGUAGCACGGCUUAAGGUCGAUCGAGAAGGCAUGCUAGGCAACGACGUCCACGGCUGGGCGAUGUAUAUUGACCACCAGAGAUCUUGGUUCCUUCACGGGGCCGCCCACCAUGGUCGCUCUGACGGGGGCGUGGGCGUGGGCUCUACCGUGGGCGUGCUGCUUGACCUCAACCAUGGGACGCUUACCUUUUACGUGAAUGAUGAACAGCAGGGCGACGUAGCGUUUACGGACCUCGAGGGAUUACUCUACCCGGCGGUGAGUGUCAACAGGAACGUGACAGUCACCCUCCACACGUCCCUCGAUCCUCCGCACUCCGAUUAUGACAGCCAGUCGGAUACAUGAGUCCCCGUCGCUGCCUCUCUCGGAAGCACACACCUGUAGCCUCACGUGUAGCAGCCGUCCCACACACCUGCAGAAAAGACCGGUUACAUAGUGCUGUAGGGUUGAGAUUUUCGUUACGCAAGAGGAGGGGGGGGGAAGGGCAGAGUACACAGCUGUGUCUGCUCGCGUGGAAUAAAAGAAAAAGGGAAAAUAAAUGGGAAGUUAAGAGAAAAGGAAAAGGAAUAUUUAUUCGAAUCCAGAUUGGGGAAAAAAGAGAAUUCGAAUCCAGAUUGGGGAAGAAAAAAAAGGAAGUGAAUAGAAUAUUAAUCCAGAUUCAGGGAAAAAAAAGGAAGUUGAUAGCAUUCUAAUCCAGAUAUGAAUGAAAUGGGAAAUUUUACCCAAGCCGGGAAACAUACAGACUGAAGUGUGGGUGAGUGCGUCCAAGAACCUAUUUCUGAAUUUAAGAGAAAAAGAUAAAACAGAGGAGCUUUUACGGUGGCUGGUUAGACACAUGUACUGCCUUCGUUAUUGAGGAAUUUAACUUGUGCUCAGUAAGUAGGGUAGUAGAUUAAGGGAGA